This is a messenger RNA of Triticum dicoccoides, 597 nucleotides long. RefSeq lists its product as uncharacterized. Bases 1 to 597 code for a protein of 198 amino acids. Lineage: Eukaryota; Viridiplantae; Streptophyta; Magnoliopsida; Poales; Poaceae. The record is from RefSeq and is a predicted model, not a curated record. The transcript has a single exon.
AUGCACCAGCACCACUGUGCUCUAGCGGUGUCCCGUGGCCAUCUCUCUGGCGCCGGCCACCUCAUCUAUGUCAGGGAGUGGCGGCUCGAGGCGCACGCCGACAAUGAGGACCAGCUUCACCACGUCCGCCUCUGCUUAGAGGGCGUCCCGCUCCACGGCUGGAAUAGCUACAUCGCCACCUUCCUCAUCGGCCGCGGCUGCUCCCUCGACUACAUCGAGCCGCGCUCCCUGCGGAAGGAGGACACGAGGGACUUUGCCCUCUGGGCAUGGAUGGCAGACCCCAACGCCAUCCCCAAGGUCAAAUGGCUGACCCUGCCAGCGCGUGGCCACCGCCGUCGUGGGCGGCGCGGGCUCCGGCAUCGCGUCAUCAUCCACCUCGACCUCCUUGAGGACCACUCCAAGGCUGGCGACGACGACGACAACCCGCCACCACCGGACGUCCAUGAGUUUACCUGGUACCGCAAGUGGGUUGAUGGCACAUACGUCCCAAGGGAGCGGCAACAACCUGAGGGCGAUGCUCUCCGACGCUCUAACAGGCGCGACGAUGAAGGCGACCAUGACGGGAGGCGCGGGCGUGAUGACGGUCGUGCGUGGUAG